Molecule: messenger RNA, 1461 nt
Organism: Closterium sp. NIES-67
Lineage: Eukaryota; Viridiplantae; Streptophyta; Zygnematophyceae; Desmidiales; Closteriaceae
Source: the annotation of a GenBank genome assembly
CUCUUGAAUCCUGGGUCCUGAUGCUCACCAAGAGCUCCCUACGCAUUUCCCGCUUCGCUGCUCCGUUGCGUGCGACUGGCUGGGGCGGCAGAUUCACUGUUCCGACAGCUCCGCCAUAGUUUUCCUGAAACUCGCCCAGAUACGUCUGAAUUAGACCAUCAACCGAUCUUAUGAGUCAAGCUGUCCACGAAAAUUCGUAUAAUUCUUAAGGCUCGGGAUCCUGCGCGUAUCAUGUUCCUGAUUCUAACUCAUGGACCUUUGCCACCGUCGUAGUUUUAAAGUUUUCGCCCAUUCUUUUUACCCUUACAGGCUGCCUUCCGUUUUGUGACCCUCAAAAGCAAUACCGUACUAAAGCUAGUACCGCCUUUUUUGUAACCCUUACUAUUGGCCUUCCGUCACUGGAAUUAGACGGUAGCCUCCUGCUAGGAUCGUCUUUGUUCCAUCCCUAUUCUCGCCUCAGAAUGUCGGUUCCUAACGAAGGCAUGCUGAUGUCAGCACUGCGUCAGCACCUCCCCGUGGAAUCUGUGAAGCUCCGCAUCGCCCGUGAUUCGCCCGUGGGGCUGGUGGUUGUGGAUGAGGUCAACGGCUUCUGCACUCCGGGCGCGGGGAAUUUGGCACCUCCAGUCAGGGACGAGCAGAUAGAGCACAUGGUUUCACGCACAUCCUCCUUGGCCAGGGACAUGCUGACACGUGGCAUGCCUCUAUUGGCCUUUCUCGACACCCACGAGGCGGAAAAGCCUGAGCCACCGUACCCUCCCCACUGCGUACGGGGGACAGGGGAGGAGAAGCUAGUAGAGGCCUUGGCGUGGCUUGAGAAGGAAGCAAGCCGGGGGGACGAAGCUGCUGCAGCAGCUGCCGAUGGGAGCGUGAGAAGGGGAAGUGUGACUCUAAUGGAGAAGGACUGUAUCAAUGGGUUUGUGGGCGGCAUUCAAGCAGAUGGGACGAAUGUUGUGACACAAUGGGUGAUCAAGAACCAGCUGGAGCAUAUUGUGGUAGUUGGCAUUUGCACAGACAUUUGUGUCAUGGAUUUUGUCCUGACCGCGCUGUCUGCCCGAAACCACGGGUCUUUCGGGCAGCAACUGAAGGAAAUUGUGGUGUUCGCCCCAGCCUGCUCCACAUACAACCUGCCCCGGCCAGUAGCGGAGGGCCUUGGGAGGGGCGCCACUGCAUCACACCCUCAGGAUGCAACGCAUCAUCUCGGUCUCUACUUCAUGCAUUCUAGGGGUGCCAUUAUUGUGGAUGAACUUGCCUUCGAUUGAGGAUGAUGGCAGUGCUUGUACAUAUUUUAUGUGUGAAACAUUAGAUUUUUUGGCAAGUUCCUCUACAUAGGCCGAAGCUGUUGCCCACCUAAGAUUUGAAGCGAAGUUAUGGGUAGUUAUGGGGAGUAUUUACCGAAGUGAGCUGCAUGCGUUUUCUUGCAGUGUACUGUUUAUUCAGCUGAAGUUCGUAAUGACCGCAUCG